UCUAGGCGUUAAGUAUGUCUGCUUAAAAGACCAAAUGUUAUUUUCAUCAAAAUGUCGCAUUCGGGCAAUGAGAUAUCUACUGCAGAGGAAUGUUGUCAACGUCAGUACUGCUGAAGUGUGCGACACGCCAAGUGUUACAGAGGACAGCCAAAUCUAAACAAAAAUUCGAAAAUUUAGAAAAUGUUGUCUAAAGAUUUUUAAAGUUUAUACUUCUCCUCGUUUUUAGCAAUAAUCAAUGGAAACGACAAGGACGUCAUUUUUUUCAUUGGUUGGCAGCAUAGAAGAGAUUAACGUCAGGCGAUCACAAGGAAUUUCGCCUAACGCUUAGCCCUGGAUGAUCCCCUACACAUUGCGUAAAUGCAGCGCUGAAGUUUGCUGUUUCAACCAGACGUGGAAGCCCUACCCCCUGUCAGAGCCCCGGGUGAAGACACAAGACACACAGGACACUCUUCAGCGCACAGGACGGUCUCCAGCAGCUCCGCUUCGCUCUCAAAGAAAGACGACUCAAUCCCGCAAACUGAAUCGUUUCCCGUCUGUUGGGUUUAGGGCUGUACCUGUCUUCUAAAAACAUUUUCCCACGGCACAGAGAGCAAGUCUUCCGCAGUUGAUCGAGAGGAUCGUUGUUGAUUCACUCUAACAACAUAGUCUCAAAACUUCUAAUGGUUGUUUUCAUUGUUGAAUAUAUUGGGCCAAAGAUGCUUCAUUGUGACCGAAGGAGAGGCUUUGAUUUUGUUCUUCAUCUGCGAGCGCAGCAAUCAGAAUCCAAAGCCCAGCGCGAUCCCCCAAAUUUUCACGCUGUAUUUUGAUGCGCCUGAGCUCUGUCCACGGGCGGUGGUGCUGAAGAUCAAGACCAAGAAAACAAAGCAGGCGAAGGACAGCACCGCGCUAGGAACUACGGUGAUCACGGUCACCUUUCAACAGGAGCCAAAGCUAAAAAAAAAAAAAAAAAUCAAUACAUUCCGCCAAACGGAAAGACACGAUGCCUAGAUGAGAGUCAAUCACAAAGACGGUGCCCUCCUCAAGAGCAGGAGGUGUCGCAGGAGCCUGUGGAUCUCCUGUCGCUCCAAGACAGCUACAGAAGCUGCCUGCAGACAUGCCACCUAACCUCACGGCUUCUAACGAAACCGACCCGUCGCCGAACUCGCACUACAACUUCCCUGCUCUGAUCUUCGGAAUAUUGCUAAUAGUUAUCAUAAUCUGUGGCAAUCUGCUGGUGUGCCUUAGUGUGUGGACGGAAAAAGCUUUAAAAACUACAACGAACUACUUCAUAGUCAGCUUGGCUGUGGCGGACCUGCUUUUAGCAGUACUGGUGUUGCCGCUGUUUGUGUACGCAGAGUUUCAGGGUGGAGUGUGGUCUUUAAACGCAGUGCUCUGUGACGCACUGAUGACUUUGGAUGUGAUGCUGUGUACCGCUUCCAUUUUUAACCUCUGCGCCAUCAGCGUGGACAGGUUUAUAGCUGUUUCCAUUCCCCUAAACUACAACAGGAGGCAUGUUGACCAGAGACAAAUUAUCCUGCUCUCCGCCACUUGGAUCUUUGCUUUGGCAGUGGCUUCACCGGUGAUUUUUGGGAUAAACAAAGUCCACAACCGAGAUCCCACUCUAUGCAAGCUGGAGGACAACAAUUACAUCAUCUACUCGUCCGUCUGCUCCUUCUUCAUCCCCUGCCCCAUCAUGGUGGUUCUGUACUUUGGGAUGUUCCGGGGCUUGAAAAAGUGGGAGGAGGCGCGCAAGGCCAAACUGAAGAGCAGCAUGCAGGCCUGCCGGAAAUACCACAGCGGGCACAGCCUGCCUCCCCUGCCACCCCUCCCCCCGCCCAUCAUCGAGCGUGACCUGGCGGAUGUCAAGCUGGAGGAGCUGAGCCGUUACUCUCACCCUGACUGCCCCUUCCCCAAGGAGUACAAGAGAGACUCCAUUCAGACAGUGGCUUUCCCAGAUGGGAAGUACUGCCAGGCUGCUCCCAAGAAGAAAAGAGCCAAGAUUAAUGGCCGGGAGAGAAAAGCCAUGAAGGUGUUGCCUAUUGUCGUAGGUGCAUUUCUUUUUUGCUGGACACCAUUUUUUGUGGUGCACAUCACCAGAGCACUGUGCGACGCUUGUGACAUCUCCCCUCAGUUAAUGAGCAUCGUCACUUGGCUAGGCUAUGUCAACAGCGCUUUAAAUCCCAUUAUCUACACUGUCUUCAACACAGAGUUUAGGAACUUUUUCCACAAAUUCUUGCACAGCUGCUGUUAACAAAACAUUCUCAACAUGAUUGUACAGAAAAGCACAACAUUUUUGUAUAGUGUAAUAAAAUAUA
Messenger RNA from Lepisosteus oculatus (spotted gar), 2294 nucleotides. RefSeq names its product dopamine receptor D4b (gene drd4b). Gene Ontology annotation, molecular function: G protein-coupled receptor activity; dopamine neurotransmitter receptor activity, coupled via Gi/Go. The record is from RefSeq and is a predicted model, not a curated record. Gene Ontology annotation, cellular component: plasma membrane. Lineage: Eukaryota; Metazoa; Chordata; Actinopteri; Semionotiformes; Lepisosteidae. Gene Ontology annotation, biological process: adenylate cyclase-inhibiting dopamine receptor signaling pathway; negative regulation of cytosolic calcium ion concentration; negative regulation of synaptic transmission, glutamatergic.